GUUCUUGAGCCUCGACACCAAAAUGUACGCAACAAUUCUUGCUAGUAUAGGUUUUGCCGUGUCACUUUCUUACCUAAGCCUAAUAUUCCCGAGAUUGCUGCAAGAAUGGAAGAUCCAUGCGCAUCGCAAAGAGCUUCCGCCAGGUCCGAAGGUUAUCAAAUCUGGCCUUCAAAAGCCAUGGUUGUGGUUUCGGGAACUAAAUAAAGAGUAUGGCGAUGUUGUCUACCUCCAGAUGGGGCCAACGCCGACCAUUAUACUCGGUUCGGCUCAGGCGGCGUGGGAUCUCUUAGAGAAACGGGGAGCAAAGUAUUCUUCUCGCCCCCGCUUCAUUAUGGGUGGUGAACUUCUGUCAGGGGGGAUGCGAGGUCUUAUGGCACCAUAUGGAGCUUUCUGGCGGCGCUGGAGGAAGCUGUUACAUAGCGGAUUUAUGAAUCGUCAAAGUCUGACUUAUCGACCUAUCCAGAGCUUAGAGUCUAAAGUUCUUAUGCACGACUUGCUCCAAACCCCUAAGGCCUUCCGGAAGCAUCUCGAGCGUUAUGCUGCUUCGGUUAUUGUUACGGUCACAUAUGGACGAAGAGUCGAAAAUGUUGAUACCGAUAUCGUUGUACGGCGCAAUGGUGAGUCAAUGGACCGCCUAACACAAGUCAAUAUUCCCGGUAAAUAUAAGGUGGAGCGAUACCCAGUUCUUAAAUACAUACCUAGCAUAUUUGCACCAUGGAAGGCCCAGGUCCUUAAGCAACGGCAAAAAGACAUCCAACUAUACACGGAGCUUAUGGCCGAAGUUAAAGAUAGGAAUGAUAAAGGUACUUUGCCUACAUGUUUUGCUAAGCACCUGCUAGAGGAACAAGAGAACCUCGGAAUGUCGGAUCUGGAAAUUGCAUACACUGCAGGCUCUCCAUUUGGUGCAGGAGUAGAGACAUCUGCAGGUUCACUCGCCAGUUUUCUCCUCGCUUGUGUCAAGUUCGGUCCUCGGUUUAUCCCUCGAGCACAAGAGGAACUUGACAAAGUAGUAGGAAAUGACAGACUUCCCACAUUCGAAGACCUACCUCAGUUACCAUACGUGAGAGCAGUUGCCUCUGAGACGCUACGAUGGAGACCAGUAGCUGUGCUAGGAGGCACGCCACAUGCUAGUACCGCUGAUGAUGUGUAUAAGGGAAUGUUUAUACCUAAGGGAAGCACAAUCAUUGCACCCCUAUGGAGUAUUCACCUAAAUGAAUCCGAUUUCCCCGAGCCAAACGAAUUUCAACCCGAACGCUUUAUGGAGGAGCGUGAGUAUCCUGGCACAUUCGGUCAUAGUGCAUUCGGUUGGGGAAGAAGAAUCUGUCCUGGCAUGCACUUAGGUUCUGCGUCUGUGGAACUCAACAUCGCGCGAAUACUAUGGGCUUUUGAAGUCAGUCCCGCAAAAGAUGCAAACGGAGACGACAUCGAUGUGGACAUAUUCGCCUUCUCCGAUGGCUUCAACUCCAGUCCGCUUCCGUUCCCUUGUUCGAUACAACCACGAUCCCGCAACCAUGCGAAAGUAAUUGAGCAAGAGUUUCAAGGCGCUGCAGAGUCCCUGAAAACAUAUACUGCGGUUAACUGCAAGGUAUCUUGACGAGACGUGGGGCAUCCAUCUCUCGUCAUGCUUCGGGAGGAGCACAGAAGAUGGAAAUAUAAUUGGAUAUAAUUUUGAUGACUGGAGAGGCGUGAAUGGCAUUCCAAGCCCUAAGAUUGUGGGGUAAUUAGACCAAUCGAAUCUCAUGCUCAUACUUAGAUUUGACAGAGCACGAUGAGAUCGAAUGUUACACUCUCCUCCUUACCUCAUUAUCACUCCAUUCUUACGUAUGGCCUCAUAAAGAGCAGAGUAGCAAUAAUAUGAGAAAAUUGGGGUACAAUUGAUCGAUAUAUGUUCCGAUGAGAAUUGUAAUGCUCUAAUAAGUUGAUAUUCGGGGUACCGUGCCGCGAUGUAGAGAAUGCCGUGCUUAGCAAUAUCCAACAGACUCAGAUUCAAGUAUAUCCACCUUAUCUGGGCUCAUAUAGCAUGAGCAUAUAAAUAUGGGAUUUGGAUAUAAAAGAAUGAUGAGUGAGAUUAUACUCAUACCCACGACUACGACUACGGGUACUCGGCGAACAGGGA
Daldinia vernicosa is the source of this 2116-nucleotide messenger RNA. RefSeq names its product cytochrome P450. The record is from RefSeq and is a predicted model, not a curated record. The transcript has 6 exons. Bases 23 to 1594 code for a protein of 523 amino acids. NCBI's taxonomy places the organism in Eukaryota, Fungi, Ascomycota, Sordariomycetes, Xylariales, Hypoxylaceae. Gene Ontology annotation, molecular function: iron ion binding; monooxygenase activity; oxidoreductase activity, acting on paired donors, with incorporation or reduction of molecular oxygen.